CGCGCAGGGGUGAGGUUGCGCGGCAGUUUUCGCAGCAGGGCCGUGCAGCCUAGUGGGGCACCGGGCGGCCCGAGAGAUGGUGGAAGGACCGGGCUGUACUCUCAAUGGAGAGAAGAUUCGGGCGCGAGUGCGCCCGGGCCAGGCGGUGACGGACAUGCGGGGCCGAGCGCUGCAGAGCCCGGGGGGGCCCGGCUCGCCGCCCUCGGCCUCUGGCGCUGCGGGCUCCUCACAGGCUGCUGCACUGAAUAAUAAUAAAGAUUCCAGCCAGAAUUUCUUGAGACUGUUUAAUGGACACAUUUACAGUGGCGUGGAAACUUUGGGGAAGGAGCUCUUUAUGUACUUUGGGCCAAAAGCUUUACGGAUUCAUUUUGGAAUGAAAGGCUCCCUCGUGAUUAAUCCAGUUAAGUCUAAAAAUAAAAAUGGACUUUCUCCUGUUUUUGAAGUACAGCUCACCAAAGAUCUGAUUUGUUUCUUUGACUCAUCAGUAGAAAUCAGAAACUCAGCAGAAAGCCAAGAGAGAAUAAGAAUGAUGGAAGAAUUAGAUGUAUGUUCACCUAACUUUAGUUUCUCAAGAGCAGAAAGUGAAGUGAAAAAGCAGAGAGGACGGAUGCUAUGUGACGUGUUAAUGGAUCAGAAAGUGUUGCCCGGGGUGGGAAACAUCAUCAAAAAUGAAGCUCUCUUUGACAGUGGUCUUCAUCCCGCUGUUAAAGUUUGUCAGUUAACACAUGACCAGAUACAUCACCUUGUGAAAAUGAUACGUGAUUUCAGCCUUCUUUUUUACAGGUGCCACAAAGCAGGAUCUGCUGUCUCUAACCACUAUAAGGUUUACAAGCGUCCUAAUUGUGGUCAGUGCUGCUGCAAAAUAACUGUGUGUCGCUUAGGGGAGAAUAAGAGAAUGACAUAUUUCUGUCCUCACUGUCAGAAGGAAAAUCCUCAACAUGCUGACAUAUGCUUGCAAGAUGUUGGUUCUCAGGACAGAGGUCGGGACCAAGCUCCUGUGGUGGAAGCUCCGAGUCCAAACCACUGGACUAACAGAGAACCUCAGACCCCAGGGAAUAUUAAUCAGAGUAAGGCCUCCCGGAGGUCCUCAUCUCAGCACCAAGACCUGGAUCUAUCCAACUGCCUGCAAACUCCAGUGCUGGACGUCUCAGGCCAAACAACCAGUAAGACAGGACUACAGCACCACCUAUCAAAAAGAGGAAACAAACAAAAAAAAGAGAUGAAACCACGGAAAAAUAUGUUACAGGUGAAGGAGCAAGGUAAAAACCUACAAGACCAAAUAAAUGAAGAUGAAAUAGGCAACCUAACUGAAAAAGAGUUCAGAGUAUUGAUAGUAAAGAUGAUCCGAAAUCUGGGAGACAGAAUAGAUAAAAUGCAAGAAACACUUACCAAGGAUCUAGAAGAACUAAAGAGCAAACAAACAGAGAUGAACAACACAAUUACUGAAAUUAAAAAUAUUCUAGAAGGAACCAGUAGCAGAAUAACUGAGGCAGAAGAACAGAUAAGUGAGCUGGAAGAUAAAACGGUGGAAAUAACUGCCAGAGAGCAGAAAAGAAAAAACAAAGAAAAGAAUUGAGGGCAGUCUCAAGAGACCUCUGGGACAACAUUAAACGAACCAACAUUCGAAUUAUAGUGGUCCCAGAAGAAUAAGAGAAAAAAAGGGGGGGUUGAGAAAAUAUUUGAAGAGAUUAUAGUCGAAAACUUCCCUAACAUGGGGAAGGAAAUAGUCAAUCAAGUCCAGGAAACACAGAGAGUACCAUACAGGAUAAACCCAAAGAGAAACACACCGAGACACAUAUUAAUGAAACUAUCAAAAAUUAAAUACGAAGAAAAAAGUAUUGAAAGCAGCAAGGGAAAAGCAGCAAAUAACAUACAAACUAUUAGAGCUAAUCAAUGAAUUUGGUAGAGUAGCGGGAUACAAAAUUAAUGCACAGAAAUCUCUUGCAUCCCUAUACACUAAUGAUGAAAAAUCUGAAAGAGAAAUUAAGGAAACACUCCCAUUUACCACUGCAACAGAAAGAAUAAAAUACCUAGGAAUAAACCUACGUAAGGAGACAAAAGACCUGUAUGCAGAAAUCUACAAGACACUGAUGAAAGUAAUUAAAGAUGAUACAAACAGAUGGAGAGAUAUACCAUGUUCUUGGAUUGGAAGAAUCAGCACUGUGAAAAUGACUCUACUACCCAAAGCAAUCUACAGAUUCAAUGCAAUCCCUAUCAAAUUACCAAUGGCAUUUUUCACAGAACUAGAACAAAAAAUCGCACAAUUUGCAUGGAAACACAAAAGCCCCCGAAUAGCCAAAGCAAUCUUGAGAACGAAAAAUGGAGCUGGAGGAAUCAGGCUCCCGGACUUCAGACUAUACUACACAGCUACAGUAAUCAAGACAGUAUGGUAGUGACAGAAAAACAGAAAUACAGAUCAAUGGAACCAGGACAGAAAGCCCAGAGAUAAACCCAUGCACAUAUGGUCACCUUAUCUUUGAUAAAGGAGGCAAGAGUAUACAAAGGAGAAAAGAAAGCCUCUUCAACAAGUGGUGCUGGGAAAACUGGACAGCUACAUGUAAAAGAAUGAAAUUAGAACACCUCCUAACACCAUACACAAAAAUAAACUCAAAAUGGAUUAAAGACCUAAAUGUAAGGCCAGACCCUAUAAAAUUCUCAGAGGAAAACAUAGGCAGAACACUCUAUGACAUACAUCACAGCAAGAUCCUUUUUGACCCACCUCCUAGAGAAAUGGAAAUAAAAACAAAAAUAAACAAAUGGGACCUAAUGAAACUUAAAAGCUUUCGCACAGCAAAGGAAACCAUAAAGAAGACGAAAAGACAACCCUCAGAAUGGGAGAAAAUAUGUGCAAACGAAGCAACUGAGAAAGGAUUAAUCUCCAAAAUUUACAAGCAGCUCAUGCAGCUCAAUAUCAAAAAACAAACAACCCAAUCCAAAAUGGGCAGAAGACCUAAAUAGACAUUUCUCCAAAGAAGAUAUACAGAUUGCCAACAAACACAUGAAAGGAUGCUCAACAUCACUGAUCAUUAGAGAAAUGCAAAUCAAAACUACAAUGAGGUAUCACCUCACACCAGUCAGAAUGGCCAUCAUCAAAAAAUCUACAAACCAUAAAUUCUGGAGAGGGUGUGGAGAAAAGGGAACCCUCUUGCACUGUUGGUGGGAAUGUAAAUUGAUACAGCCACUAUGGAGGACAGUAUGGAGGUUCCUUAACUAAAAAUAGAACUACCGUAUGUCCCAGCAAUCCCGCUACUGGGCAUAUACCCUGAGAAAAUCAUAAUCAAAAAGAGUCAUGUGCCACAAUGUUCAUUUCAGCUCUAUUUACACUAGCCAGGAUAUGGAAGUAACCUAAGUGUCCACUGACAGAUGAAUGGAUAAAGAAGAUAUGGCACGUAUAUACAAUGGAAUAGUACUUGGCCAUAAAAAGAAACAAAAUUGAGUUAUUUGUAGUGAGGUGGAUGGACCUAGAGUCUGUCAUACAGGGUGAAGUAAGUCAGAAAGAGAAAAACAGAUACUGUAUGCUAACACAUAUAUAUGGAAUCUAAAAAAAAAAAAAAAAAAGCAUGGUUCUGAUGAACUUAGGGGCAGGACAGGAAUAAAGAUGCAGACGUAGAGAAUGGACUUGACACGGGGACGGGGAAGGGUAAGCUGGGAUGAAGUGAGAGAGUAACAUUGACAUAUACACAGUACCAAAUGUAAAAUGGAUGGCUAGUGGGAAGCAGCCGCAUAGCACAGGGAGAUCAGCUCGGUGC
Molecule: messenger RNA, 3749 nt
Organism: Balaenoptera ricei (Rice's whale)
Lineage: Eukaryota; Metazoa; Chordata; Mammalia; Artiodactyla; Balaenopteridae
Gene: NEIL3
Product: nei like DNA glycosylase 3
Exons: 7
Coding region: 77-1576 (499 amino acids)
Biological process (GO): base-excision repair
Cellular component (GO): nucleus
Molecular function (GO): DNA N-glycosylase activity; damaged DNA binding; zinc ion binding
Source: RefSeq, a predicted model, not a curated record